GGGUCCGCUGUAACCAGGCAGCGCGGUAGGGUGAGCGUUGUUUCCACGUCAGUGAGAGGAGCGGAGCCGGUGCCUGGCGUCCCUCAGAGACCCUUCUCCUCCGGGAACCCGGCGCUGCCACAGUCGCCUUCACGGCAUGCCAAGGCGGCCGUCGACGCCGCCCGCCAGCAGCGCCAUUUUGGAUGCCGGCUGGAUGGAGGGGGUUGCCAGGAGUGUAGAUAAGAACAUUUACAUUGUACAAGGUGAAAUCAAUACAGUGGUGGGAGCCAUAAAGCGCAGUGCGAGAUGGAGUACUCAUACACACUUGGAUGAAGAAAGAGAUCCCCUGCUGCACAGCUUCAGUGUUUUGAAAGAAGUGUUGAAUAACAUAACUGAGCUUUCAGCUAUUGAACCUAUUGUCUUCCUUCGACCUUUUUUGGAAGUUAUCCGUUCAGAAGAUACUACAGGCCCUAUCACUGGAUUGGCUCUAACAUCAGUAAAUAAAUUCCUUUCAUACGCACUAAUAGAUACUAACCAUGAGGGCACAGCUGAGGGAAUGGAGAACAUGGCAGAUGCUGUCACACAUGCCCGGUUUGUUGGCACAGAUCCUGCAAGUGAUGAGGUUGUCUUGAUGAAGAUCUUACAGGUCUUGAGGACUCUACUCCUUACUCCAGUUGGUGCUCAUCUCACCAAUGAAUCAGUGUGUGAAAUCAUGCAGUCUUGCUUUCGUAUAUGCUUUGAAAUGAGACUUAGUGAGUUAUUGAGAAAAUCUGCAGAGCACACUCUGGUCGACAUGGUACAGCUGCUCUUCACAAGAUUACCUCAGUUUAAAGAGGAACCUAAAAGCUAUGUGGGGACUAACAUAAAAAAGAUGUCUCCAUAUCUCCUCAGCAGCCUGGAUCUGUGUAAUGGGGAACAGUCCAAAGCCCUGAACCAGUUAGAGAGAGUACUGCUCUUUAAGAAAUUGAAGCUGAAAAUGAGAGCAGGGGGGAUGAGUGACUCAUCAAAAUGGAAAAAACAGAAGAGAUCACCAAGGAAUUCUUACCAUGCAACCAAAACAUCUCCAGGAACAGAGCCAUCUUCUGCCAAUGGUACAGGUGGAGUAAAUUUUAUUGAUGCACCUUCUUCCAGUUCGGAAAACACGUCUUCUACAGUCAGUCCUUCUACUGACAGUGGUGUAGAUAUUGCUUCCCAUGUCGGCUCAAAGGAAGAUCUUACUGACUUGCAAGUGGUUAGUUCUCUGGAAAUAAAUACAGCAGUGCCUUUAACAGAACAUGGAGCCAGAGAGCUACUCGAAUCCCAGAGUGAAUGCCCUCGAGAGGAAAAGACUCCGUCUGCCUCAGUGGAGUCAAUUCCAGAGGUUCUUGAGGAGUGCACAUCUGUGACUGAACAUUCAGAUUCUGCUUCAGUUCAUGACAUGGACUAUGUCAAUCCUCGGGGAGUGCGGUUUACUCAGUGUUCUCAGAAGGAAGGAACAGCGUUAGUUCCAUACGGGUUGCCCUGUAUCCGAGAAUUACUCCGCUUCCUCAUUUCCCUCACUAACCCACAUGACCGACACAACUCUGAGGUGAUGAUCCACAUGGGACUACAGUUGCUCACUGUUGCACUAGAGUUGGCUUCUGUUGCAAACUUCCCAUCCCUCCUAGGACUUGUUAAGGAAGAGUUAUGUCGAUAUCUUUUUCAACUACUGAGUGUGGAGCGGCUGAAUUUGUAUUCAGCCUCCCUUAGGGUUUGCUUCCUCCUUUUUGAAAAUAUGAGAGAACACCUUAAAUUUCAACUGGAGAUGUACAUUAAAAAGCUGAUGGAGAUCAUCACUAUCGAAAACCCUAAGAUGCUCUAUGAGAUGAAAGAGAUGGCACUAGAGGCCAUAGUUCAACUCUGGAGGAUACCUAGCUUUGUCACUGAGCUCUACAUCAACUAUGACUGUGACUAUUACUGUGCUAACCUAUUUGAAGAUCUCACCAAGCUGCUAUCCAAGAAUGCUUUUCCUGUUUCUGGACAAUUGUACACCACUCACCUACUAUCCCUUGAAGCAUUGCUGACAGUGAUAGACAGAACUGAAGCGCAAUGCCAAGCCAAAGUACUCAGCAAUAUAUACCAGCAGGAAAAAGCAGCACUAAAACCAAGCACGGAAACUGCUGGCAGUGUCAGAGAAACAAGCUCUAUUGCUGAGCGAACAGUUAUAGUAGAAGGCAAGUCAGCCACUGAAGAAUUAGCAGAGAUGUCUCCACCCGCGAAUGGUAGCUUGGUGACAAACCAUAUGCAUUUGGAAGUGGGAAGUGAUGCAGAAAAAAACACUCCAAAGAAGCCUACUCGCUUUUCCUGCCUCUUACCUCAAGUUCAAGAAUUGAUAAUGAUCAAGAGUAAAAAAAAGCUCUUGAUAAAUGGUUCAGAACAAUUCAAUCAAAAGCCAAAGAAAGGAAUACAGUUUCUUCAGGAGAAAAAACUCUUGAGUACUCCCAUGGAUAAUAAUGAAGUGGCAAAGUGGCUGCGGGAAAAUCCUAGACUUGACAAGAAAAUGAUUGGCGAAUUCAUAAGUGACCGGAAGAAUGUAGAUUUACUGGACAGCUUUGUCACAACCUUUGGUUUCCAAGGCUUACGAUUAGACGAAGCCCUGCGACUCUAUCUAGAAGCCUUCCGGCUGCCGGGAGAAGCUCCUGUAAUCCAUAGGCUGUUAGAAGUUUUUACAGAACAUUGGCGCAAAUCAAAUGGAUCUCCCUUUGCUAAUAGUGAUGCUUGUUUUGCCCUGGCCUAUGCAGUUAUCAUGCUGAAUACUGACCAGCACAACCACAAUGUUCGCAAACAGAAUGUACCUAUGACGCUAGAGGAAUUCCGAAAAAACCUGAAAGGAGUAAAUGGAGGCAAAGAUUUUGAACAGGACAUGCUGGAGGACAUGUACCAUGCUAUCAAAAAUGAAGAGAUUGUGAUGCCAGAGGAGCAGACAGGUCUAGUAAAGGAAAACUAUGUAUGGAGUGUGCUGCUGCAUCGUGGGGCCACGGACGAAGGCAUUUUUCUGCAUGUCCCACCUGGAAGCUACGACCAUGACCUCUUUGCUAUGACCUGGGGACCUACUGUUGCAGCCCUGUCCUAUGUGUUUGACAAGAGCCUAGAUGAAUCCAUAAUCCAGAAAGCUAUUUCUGGUUUCAGAAAAUGUGCUAUGAUUUCUGCCCAUUAUGGCCUCAGUGAUGUUUUUGACAAUCUCAUCAUUUCACUCUGCAAAUUUACAGCUCUUAGCAGUGAGUCUAUUGAGAACCUGCCUACGGUUUUUGGAAGCAAUCCUAAAGCCCACAUUGCAGCGAAGACUGUAUUUCACUUGUCUCAUCGCCAUGGUGAUAUUUUGCGAGAGGGCUGGAAAAAUAUCAUGGAGGCUAUGCUGCAGCUUUUCAGGGCAGAGCUUUUGCCAAAAACAAUGGUGGAGGUUGAAGAUUUUGUGGAUCCCAAUGGCAAGAUCUCUCUCCAGCGUGAGGAGACACCUUCCAAUCGUGGUGAAUCUACAGUGCUGAGUUUUGUUAGCUGGCUGACACUCAGUGGCACAGAACAGUCCGGAAUGAGGGGACCUUCGACAGAGAACCAGGAAGCAAAAAGAAUGGCACUGGAAUGCAUUAAGCUAUGUGAUCCAGAGAAAUUAAUCACUGAAAGCAAGUUUUUACAGCUGGAGUCCCUGCAGGAACUAAUGAAAGCUCUUAUUUCUGUGACUCCUGAUGAAGAAACAUAUGAUGAGGAAGACUGUGCCUUUUGUUUGGAGAUGCUUCUGAGGAUUGUACUGGAGAAUAGGGAUCGGGUAGGCUUUGUGUGGCAGGCAGUGCGAGACCAUUUUUACCACUUGUGUGUAAAUUCCUUGGAGUAUUGCUUCCUGGUGGAGAGGGCAGUGGUGGGGCUGCUGCGGCUGGCGAUCCGUCUGUUGCGCAGAGAAGAGAUUAGUGCUCAGGUCCUGCUUUCCUUGCGCAUCCUGCUCAUGAUGAAACCUAGCAUGCUGAAUAAGGCCAGUCACCAGAUUGCAUAUGGACUACAUGAGCUUCUCAAGACAAAUGCUGCCAACAUCCACUCUGGAGAUGACUGGUACACCCUCUUUACACUCCUAGAAUGCAUUGGCUCAGGGGUAAAACCACCAGCAGCUCUGCAGGCCACAGCAAGAGCAGACAAUGACACAGGGGCACAGUCAGACAGUGAGAUUUCAUGUCAUUCAAAUGAAGCCAGCCUGGAUCGUGGCUACACUUCAGAUUCAGAAGUGUAUGCAGAUCACAGCAAACAAGGCAAAAUGCACCGCUCUAUCACUGACGUGGAUGUGGUGAACAGUGGCUGGCUUGUGGUUGGAAAGGACGACCUUGACAACCCAAAGGCCAUGGCUGGACUCUCUAAACUGGGCAGCUCUCCUUUGGUGAAUCAGUACAGCCUGACUGUGGGGAUGGACCUUGGCCCACAUAAUACUAAGUCCCUCAUGAAGUGUGUAGAAUCCUUGUCUUUCAUCGUACGAGAUGCUGCCCAUGUCACCCCUGAGAACUUUGAGCUCUGUGUCAAAACCAUCCGCAUAUUUGUGGAAGCCAGUCUAAAUGGAGGCUGCAAAUCCCAGGAGAAGCGAGGGAAAAGCCACAAAUAUGACCCAAAAUCAACCCGUUUCAAGAAGAAACCAAAGGAGAGCUCACUGAGGCACUUGAGGGCCUCCAACCAGCAUCAGCACCGUUCUCCCGAUGAGGAUGAAGAUGAGGAUGAGAGUGUCCCUGCCAGUUACCACACUGUGUCUUUACAGGUUAGUCAGGAUCUGUUGGACCUGAUGCAUACCCUUCACACACGAGCCGCUAGUAUCUACAACUCUUGGGCAGAGGAGCAGCACCAUCUGGAGGCCGCAGGAAAGAAAAUUGAAGCAGACUCUCGGACAUUAUGGGCCAAUUGCUGGUGCCCUUUGCUGCAAGGUAUUGCCUGCUUGUGUUGUGAUGCACGCCGACAGGUGCGGAUGCAGGCCCUGACUUACCUACAGCGAGCUCUCCUUGUGCAUGACCUUCAAGCUCUUGAUGCUUUGGAAUGGGAAUCCUGUUUCAACAAGGUGCUGUUUCCAUUGCUGACCAAACUAUUGGAAAAUAUCAGCCCAGCAGACAUUGGUGGGAUGGAGGAGACCAGAAUGAGAGCUUCAACUCUACUUUCUAAGGUCUUCUUGCAGCAUUUGUCUCCCUUGCUUUCUCUCCCAACAUUUGCUGCUUUGUGGCUGACAAUUCUGGAUUUCAUGGACAAAUACAUGCAUUCUGGCUCCAGUGAUUUGUUGCCAGAGGCCAUUCCUGAAUCACUGAAGAAUAUGCUGCUAGUAAUGGAUACAGCCGGAAUAUUUCACAGCUCUGAUUCUCGGACAGGCUAUUCAGAUCUCUGGGAGAUCACGUGGGAACGCAUAGAUUGCUUUUUGCCAAAAUUGCGGGAUGAACUUUUUAAACAGACAGUCAUCCAAGACCCAGUUUCUACUUUACCAGUAGAGAUGCAUCCUCCGAAACCAAUAGUGUCUGCUCUGCCACAUUCCUCUGGAGGGGAUGCAAGACCAGCCACACAUUCAACGUGUCCUGAGAAGUCUCCUGAGCUGACGCUAACUGACUCAGAGAAUGCCUCAGUGCCUGGUCCAAGCACAUCCAGUGUCCCUGGCCAACCGUUUGUCUCUCCUGCUGCAACAGUGAAAGUGAACUCCGCAAAAGAUGUCUCCCCAACAAUGGCACAGCAACCCCUUAUCCUUCAGCCUCUGGCCUCCCCUUUGCAGGUUGGAGUGCCCCCAAUGACUCUGCCUAUAAUUCUGAACCCAGCCCUCAUAGAGGCCACCUCCCCCGUGCCUCUUCUGGCCUCCCAACGGCCAUCUGACUCCAUAACAACUUCUGAAGUCAAUUGAGGAGAGGUGUAAAUGGGAAACAUGGCUGGAGGAGUGAUGAUGGUAAUGGAUACAGACCUGCUGUGUCUAGUAGAAGCCAUGAUUGCUGUAGUGGAAGGCCUAGCAGAGGAGUAGCAGCUCAUCUUCCACUGUGGUUUUUCUUCCCAGUGGAUGUAAAGCCAAAAUCUUCACCCCCAAACAUCUAUUCUAACCCCUGAUUCCCUGAGUAAAGGGAAUCUCUGCAUGGUGGCCAAUUCCUGUUCUCUCUAGAGAUAAAGGGCAGCACUUACUUUUUCAUUUCUGUCCUCCUGGUGUCUGUGAUCCAAACAAAGGUGUGAUCUUCCUUUCACUGGAGAGCAAAGAAGCCAGAUUCCUUAAUUAACCAAGUGGAAAAGGUCCCAGUAUGUCUUUUCCUCCUUUACUUUGCUUGGUAUUGAUUUUCCCCGAGCUCUUAAUUCUUCAGGGCUUUAUACUGGGUAACUGUGUAUCAAACUGGGCCUUCUGUGUGGAUCUGGAAAAUAUUGCUGCCUGUAACUAGAGAAUGGAAGAAGGAAUACGAAGGCUGGGGCAGUAAACAUAUCUCUCUGAAAGAGCUGAAUGAACAGUUCCGAUUUGAUCAAGUUCUCUACUAGGGGCUCUCCUCCUUUCCUUUGACCCAUGCUGGGCAUCUAAAGCCACUCUGAAUUUGCGCUCACUGCCUUUUAGUGAGAGUGGGGCUUGGUUGAAUAGUGCAUAGGGAGUGAAAAGCUGCAAGAGCGCAGUCUUCACCACAGCUGCUCCUUUGAGAACGGGAUGCUAAGUGUUCCUUGCAGUCCUCCAGCAGUCGUUCACAUUCAGGCAAUGCCAUUGCUCUCCUGCAUCACUAGGCUGUCAGCACGAAACCAGAAAGUAAAACGUGACUCAUCUAGUGCUUCCUUCCUGUUAUGCAUUAGGCUAAAUUUUUCCACAUUUAUUGCAGAAUCCCAUUGGGAACUGAAGCCAGUGUCUACUGUGUGGAACAGCAAGUGACUGUGUGUGUAUAUAUUCAUAAGAAGUCAAUCGACUUUUAACAGUGGAAUAAAUAUGACCUGUAAAUUAAA
Messenger RNA from Anolis sagrei ordinatus, 6897 nucleotides. It is a transcript of the gene GBF1, whose product is annotated as golgi brefeldin A resistant guanine nucleotide exchange factor 1. Gene Ontology annotation, biological process: regulation of ARF protein signal transduction. The record is from RefSeq and is a predicted model, not a curated record. Gene Ontology annotation, molecular function: guanyl-nucleotide exchange factor activity. Lineage: Eukaryota; Metazoa; Chordata; Lepidosauria; Squamata; Anolidae.